Messenger RNA from Uncinocarpus reesii 1704, 582 nucleotides. RefSeq lists its product as uncharacterized. NCBI's taxonomy places the organism in Eukaryota, Fungi, Ascomycota, Eurotiomycetes, Onygenales, Onygenaceae. The record is from RefSeq and is a predicted model, not a curated record. The transcript is spliced from 3 exons. The coding region runs from base 1 to 582 and encodes 193 amino acids.
AUGAGACCUACAAGAGUGCUCAGAGCGGCAAGAGCUGCAGGGGGUGUUGUUCCCGUUGGUGAGAAAUACACAGUCCAAUCGUAUGGUAUAUGGGAAAAGCUUCGGCGUCUCCUCUCUGUCGACCCAAAUCGCUCCACCGGUAUUCCCAUCAACGCCCAGUUCCGAAACCCCACCCCCGGAGCCCUUCCACCACAAUCGUACACCGACCCGGUAACCAUUCCUGCUGGCGAUAUCGCAGAUAAUCCAUAUUGGAAACGAGAUGCGAGAAGGAACUACCCACAGCCUAGUGUGUUAAGCCAGGCCGAUGUUGUCGGACUCCUCGCGGUGGGAAGCAAAGCCGAACCGAACGAACAGGCACUUCUUCCCGGCGAUGCUGGCAAGCAGCAAUUGGUCGAGAUUAAACAGGAGGGUGAAGAACGUGGCCUGGCGGCAUUCUUCUCCGAGAAAGGAAACAGCCCCGCGCGUGUAUUAGGCCCUAAUGGACUUCCUCCAUUCCCGGCCAACCUCAAUCGCAGUGCGAGAUAUCCCAAGGGUGAAGAACAAGCAUAUCCAUCCAAAUAUCCGUGCCGAACUUUCGUAUAA